This is a messenger RNA of Linum trigynum, 1228 nucleotides long. The record is from the annotation of a GenBank genome assembly. Lineage: Eukaryota; Viridiplantae; Streptophyta; Magnoliopsida; Malpighiales; Linaceae.
ACUACAGGCUAGGUUGCGAUCGCGUCCACCAUGGGGUUUGCAUAGUGUGAUUCAUGAGAGAUCUCUAUUGGUCGUAGGGUUGCAGUGGCAGGUGGGAGAUGGGGAGAGCAGUUCGGCUCUGUCUAAGAGCUGGGUGCCUAAAAUUUAUCCCAAUCCCCGUAAUCCUUGGGUGGAUCCUUGUUGGUGGGGAGACAGUGACAAAUUUCAUUAAUGAGGACCGCAAGUAGUGUGGGGAGUGUUUGGGGAGCAGCUUCUCCCUGGGGAGUAUUCAGGCUAUCUUGGCUAUACCAUUGCCUCUGGUGGAAUUUCAGGAUCGACAAAUCUAUAUUCUGUAAAGACAGGAUAUCACCUAGCAAUGAGGUUAUAUAGGGCGAGUUCGACGUGAAAGGAGGAAGUGUCUAUUCAGGAUGCUAGAUUUUGGAAAAUGAUUUGGAAUUUCCAUAUACCUCCUAAAUUAAAGUUCUUUGUGUGGCAACUCCUACGGCGUAUGCUACCUUUGACGAGGUCUUAAGAGUUAAUGAAUGCUUAGUAUUGCCAGUGAGGGAGCUUCCUGCGAUGGGUGUAAAUGGUGGUAUGGCAGGUGGGGGAGCUCGGCGGCAUGGAGGGUUGGCAGAUCACCCUCCAUGGGUAUGUGAUGUGGAUGGGGCGAUUGCUGCUGGCUCUCAUGCUGCAGUGACCUUGGUCUUAUUUGAUGCUACAAGGGAGGUGGUUAUGGCGACAGGGCAUCAAUAUCUGGGGAUCCAUGAACCUUUUUUGGUAGAGCUGUUGGCGGUACGAGAUGUGUUUCGCUGGUGUAGUCAGAUGGGUUUCCAAGAUGUGGUGAUUCAAGGGGAUGCUAAAGUUUUUAUUUAGAAGAUAAACGACACUGAAACAAAGGAUCGGUGGGGUGGUGCUAUACUUUAGAAAGUGGGAGAGUUGGCUAAGGCGCACCCGAAUUUGGAUUUUUGUUUUGUAGGUAGGGAUCGCAAUGGGGUAGCCCAUUUGGUGGCUAAGAAGACCCUUUCUUUGUGCCCUGCGUUGUUGGGUGUGUUUGAUUUUCAUAUUUGGCUUAGGUUUGUUAUGUAAAGACUUAUAUCAGGUUGAUCUUGGUUAUACAAUGAGCUUAUGACAAAAAAAGGUUAAGGGAUAUCAAUUAAUUUACACCAAAGAAAAAAUACGAUUUAAUUUUAAUUAUUAGAAUUAGCUGAUACCUGAGAAUAUUUUUAUGAAAUAUAAUUGAAAUUUGAUU